Molecule: messenger RNA, 2202 nt
Organism: Penicillium argentinense
Lineage: Eukaryota; Fungi; Ascomycota; Eurotiomycetes; Eurotiales; Aspergillaceae
Exons: 3
Coding region: 1-2202 (733 amino acids)
Source: RefSeq, a predicted model, not a curated record
AUGGGUCGAUUCAACAACGCCAUAUUCUUUCUGAAAGAUCUCUUGCCAAAACGCAAAGCAGCAGCAGAGAAUUUGAAAGAUGAGCCACCCAGCUGGAUUAGUGGCGUUUACAUCUGCGCCCAAGCAUCUACAAUUGUCCUCCUUCUCAACAUUGCCAUUGUCGCGAUCGCGUCUGCCCGGUCUACCGAGUACAGUGCAAAGGCCACUUUUUUGAGCUCGUCAGUUGUCUAUCAUGGCAAUUGCACAGUAUCCAAGCAUUGGGAUGUCGCCCUCCACUUGAUUGUCAACAUCUUGAGUACUGGAAUUCUGGCCGCUAGCAACUAUUGCAUGCAAACGCUCGUGGCUCCUACCAGGGAGGAGGUUGAUGCUCAACAUGCUCAACAUCAAUGGCUAGAUGUUGGCUCUUCGAGUCUUCGAAAUAUUGUUCGAAGCGGCCGGUAUCGACUCAUUCUUUGGAUAAUCUUGUUGACAACAGCAACGCCCUUUCAUCUACUAUACAACUCCAUGUUUUUCCAGGCCUUUGGCACAAACGAAUUGGCCCUUAUUGUCGGACCGGAAGAUCUCGACUCCACGAAUAUCCAGGAACUCACUUCCCUCGGCCUGAAGCAAUGCUUCAACACAUCUACUCCCCCGUUCGGCUCGAAAUUUACAUGGGAGAAAUUUUCUUCCGACAUAGCCCAGGUGAAAUUCGAACGACUCAAUCUCCACGAAUGCAGUAUGCUUCUGAAUUGUCCCGAGUCGGGAAUUGCAGCCCUGGUUCUCCUUGCACAUAAUCUGACCGUCAAGGACGGUGGCGACCAGUCAAUGCUAUUGCCCAUGAAAAAUAUCACUUGGGCCGAUGAUACGUCUCAGCUAGGAGCAGUAUCGGCAGCACCAUUCUCAAACUAUUCGGGUGGGAACCAAAGCGAUCGCACUAUCUGUAACCAUGCACACAUAGGAUCACCUUCCCAGCCAUCGCUCGAAGCUCGAAGUUACGAAUUUUCAGAAUGUCUUGGGAUCAAAGUCGAAUCCAUCUGCCAGCUGCGGUAUAGUCCGACCAUAGGCAUCAUCGUCACUUUAUCAAUGUUGGCUAAAGUGAUUUCAAUGUUUCUGGCGGCCAAGGUGAACCGAUCGCGGUCGCCACCUCUUCUCACAGUCGGUGAUGCCGUGGCAUCAUUUCUUGAAAGACCCGAUCCAAUGACCACAGGCCUUUGCUGGUUGUCCAAAUCCGACGUUCAACGCGGAUACUGGAAAUAUCCCUUGAAAACGUCCAAGCCCACAGAGGUAUCAGAAUCAAGCAGCGAUGUGAUCUUCUCGCCUCUUUCUCGAUCUAAAUUCUGGAUACAAGUACCAAACCUAUGGCAGUGGUUCCUUGCAAUAUUUUUCUGCUGGGCCUGCAUUGCAUUGGGUUUAUUCCAGCUUUUCUAUCACCGGGAAAUGAGCCCCUUCGGCUUGGAACAGAUAAAACGACUGUGGAGUUCAGGAAUGGAAGACUUCGGAAAAGGUUUCAGUGCAAUCAACUUCAGGGACACCGCAUCAACUGGUCUUGAUCUGCCCACCAAUAUGCAGCCAUUAUACGCCCUCGUUCUAGCCAACAUCCCGCAAUUUUUCGUCACGAUCAGCUAUACAAGUUACAACAGCGUGCUUACCAGCAUGCUGGCUGCCGCCGAGUACAGUUCGUAUGGAACUCGCCGCAAGCCUCUGAGGGUAACAUGGCGGACGAAGAAUAGCGACCAGCGAUCUACCUACUGGCUCAGCGUGCCAUACCAGUACGGGAUUCCGAUCUUGGUCGUUUACGCGGCACUUCACUGGCUGAUGUCCCAGGGAUUUUAUUUCACCUGGUUGCUCCCUUAUGACAACUACGGUAAUCUGCUCAAAGAUCGAAGACAGAGCACGUUAUCAGUGACACUACUUCCCAUUUUCCUAGCAGUUAUUGUUCUGGGUCUUCUAUUGUGCUUUUUGUUCGUAAUCGCAUUCCGAAAGCUGAAGUCGGAUAUUCCCUUGGCCGAAACUUGCAGUGCCGCGAUAAGCGCUGCUUGUCAUCCACCCAAGGAUGAGAACUUGGAUACUAUAGCCAUGGGUCCGGUUACUUGGGGUGAAACUCGUGAGCCAGAGUGGAUGUAUGAUUCGGAUCAGUUUGAUGAGGCAGAGGACCGGAAAGGUCAUUGCAGUUUUACUUCAGCACGCACCUCAAGACCGUCUCUGACCAAGCUGUAUGCUUAG